Papaver somniferum (opium poppy) is the source of this 372-nucleotide messenger RNA. RefSeq names its product glycine-rich RNA-binding protein 8-like. The record is from RefSeq and is a predicted model, not a curated record. The coding region runs from base 1 to 372 and encodes 123 amino acids. The transcript has a single exon. NCBI's taxonomy places the organism in Eukaryota, Viridiplantae, Streptophyta, Magnoliopsida, Ranunculales, Papaveraceae.
AUGCUUAUAAAGAUAACCGAUCAAGGAGAAGUAAGAGGGCUAGGUUACCUUAUUCUAGCGACGACUCGGGUACUCCCUCCCGUGAGCAAGCUCAAUCAAAGCAAAAAAAAAGGCAGUCGAGGUGAACAAGGAGGCCGUUCUGGAACAAGUGCUCGAGGUGGACGUGGUCGAAGUGAAAAAGGAGGCUGUGCUGGAACAAGUGCUCGAGGUGGAGGUGGUGGAGGUAAAAAGACUCCAACUCAAGCUGGACAAGGAAAAGGAGGUAGAAAGGCUAAAGUUGUAGAACAAGUUGUUGAAAAGGACAAAGCGGACGAUUUGGAUGAGUUUUUGCAAGAUUCUUCGCAGGAGGAAUCAAGUGCAUCAAGUGAAUGA